Mercurialis annua (annual mercury) is the source of this 574-nucleotide messenger RNA. Its product is annotated as cysteine-rich and transmembrane domain-containing protein WIH2-like. The transcript is spliced from 3 exons. Bases 146 to 427 code for a protein of 93 amino acids. Lineage: Eukaryota; Viridiplantae; Streptophyta; Magnoliopsida; Malpighiales; Euphorbiaceae. The record is from RefSeq and is a predicted model, not a curated record.
UACUUCCCCUUUUUGGUUCCUACAAAAACUAGUCUUCCUCUUCAUUCUCUCCUUGACAUCAACACAUACGCAAAUUCACUACCUAAUUUUUUCUGCAUAAUACAAAUUUCUUCUCAAUUCUCAUCAUCAUUCAAGAACACAAAAUAUGAGUUAUUACAAUCAACAACAGCCCCCUGUUGGUGUUCCUCCUCCUCAAGGUUAUCCACCAGAGGGAUACGCUAAAGACGCUUAUCCACCACAGGGUUAUCCGCCGCAGGGAUAUCCACAGGGCUAUCCACCACAGGGAUACCCUCCUCAAGGCGGCUAUCCACCGCAGUAUGCUCCUCAGUAUGCUCAACCGCCGCCGAGACAAAAUAAUAGUUCUGGUUGUAUGGAAGGAUGUUUAGCUGCUCUGUGCUGUUGCUGCCUGCUAGAUGCCUGCUUCUGAUCACGAGAGGGGCGAUUCAUGGGCGAUUCAUGUUAGGCGUGUGAUUUAAGAAUAUAAAACUCGGGAUUGUCGCUUUAAUCUUCUUAUUCUUCUUAAAUAUUCUGUUAAUGCUUAUCUUGCACAAAUAAUUUGAAUCUUUUUCUUUAA